Molecule: messenger RNA, 2487 nt
Organism: Alternaria alternata
Lineage: Eukaryota; Fungi; Ascomycota; Dothideomycetes; Pleosporales; Pleosporaceae
Exons: 2
Coding region: 401-2161 (586 amino acids)
Biological process (GO): proteolysis
Molecular function (GO): dipeptidyl-peptidase activity; serine-type exopeptidase activity
Source: RefSeq, a predicted model, not a curated record
CCACCACGCUUGGUCACUACACAAACCUCCUUCUCUCUUUGGCAAUGGCGGUACGCGACCAGUACACAAGAUCUACCAAGCUUUUUGGUUUCGGUGCUAUUUGCGGUUUAGCAGGCGCACAACGAACUGUACCGGUAAUGAGGCGAGUGUUGUUAGGCCGCCUGCUGAUCGUUUUCCUGGUCCAUGGAUGCACGGCAAGGGAUGAAAGGUAAAAUGGGGAAAGCGUGGUUUGCACGCGGUAUGUAUAUAUGGCUUGCUCCCGGUUUGAAGGGUUGAUUGACCGUCGGUUCGCGUUGCUCCUCUUCCUCGAGUUGUUGUCGUUUGAGCAGUUGCGAUUGGGCUGUGAGUUGGAGAUUGUUAUUCUUCCGUCACACUCCGUGUCUUCCUCUCCGUCGCCAGCAUGCGGUCCUCAGCAUCUAUCGCGGCGGUGGCCCUUGCGCUAUUGCAGGGCACCAAUGCCAUGAAUGCGGCCAUUCAACGCAAGUUUAACCUGCUUGCCGAUAUGGGCAUGAACCCUGAUGGCACGCCAAUGGCCACACUCGACAACCCCGAGAUUGAUUUCACAGCUCUCAAGUCCCUCAAGGUUGCGACUACAGCCGACAGCACGGUCGUAGCUGCCGCCAAAGCGGAAACCAUCACCCCGGAAUAUGUCGAACUCCCCAUUGACAACUUCGCUCAGAAGAAGAACCAGGAUUAUUCCUACCAAGGCACCUUCUUCAACAGGUACUGGGUUGCCACGAGCGGGUACAAAGCCGGUGGUCCCGUCUUUGUCUACGACGUGGGUGAGGCGAACGCAGAGCCAAAUGCUCUCUUUAGGUUGCAAAACGAGACAAGUUUCUUCAAGCAGCUUGUGGAUGAAUUUGGCGGCAUUGGAAUCGUAUGGGAGCAUCGCUUCUAUGGAAACUCGACACCUACGCCCAUCGACGUUAACACGCCACCCGAGGCGUUCGAGUUCCUGACGACGGAGCAAUCGCUGGCAGAUGUUGAUCGCUUUGCAAAGCAGUUCAAGAGGACGGGUAUCAACGCUACACUUACACCCGACAAGACGCCGUGGGUUUUCGUGGGUGGUUCGUACCCCGGCAUGAGGGCCGCUUUUAUGCGUAACAUGUACCCCGACACUAUUUACGCGUCCUGGGCCUCCUCAGCCCCCGUUGAGGCUUCCGUUGACCAGAGUUUCUACUUUGACCCUGUGUGGCGCGGUAUGAACGCAAAGGGUUUCGGAAACUGCUCUGCCGAUAUCCAGGCUUCCGUCCGCUACAUGGACAAGAUCAUGGAUUCUGACCAGAGUGCAGCUGCGAAGCUGAAGGAGCAAUUCCUUGGUCUUGGAGCUGCGAAGAACUCGCAUGCUACUUUCGCUGAUGCGCUCACCACCAUCUUCUACGUAUGGCAGUCUUACGGUAUGGAAGGUGGAGCGGCGGGUCUGCGUCGCUUCUGCGAUUUCAUCGAGACGGAUCCCAAGACGAAUGUUACUGCACCCAAGGAGGGCUGGGCGAAGAGCAAGGGUGCCAAGUGGACCACGGACCGAUGGGCGAGCUUCCCUGCUUUCCUUCCCAAUGUCAACAGCUAUCUUGAGACGGAGUGCUCAGGAAAGCUCAACACAACUGGUGAUUGUGAUUUGAACCGCAAGUUCACGGAUCCGGCGAUGAUUAGCUGGACGUGGCAGUACUGCACACAGUGGGGAUAUUUCCAAUCCGCCAACCUUGGCCCUCAACAACUCGUCUCAAAGUACAACUCUCUCCAACACCAACACGACAUCUGCCACCGCCAAUUCCCUGAUGCUCCACGUUCCCUCUUCCCAGACUGGCCAAACACUUCGCGCACCAACAAGGUGUUCGGAGGCUGGGACAUCCGCCCUUCAAACACGUACUGGUCGAACGGUGAAUUUGACCCGUGGCGCACCCUAUCCCCUGCUUCUGCUGAGCCGUUCGCCCCCAAGGGCGUGCAGGUCAUUCAGGAUGUACCCAAGUGUGGAAAGAAGACUAGCAAGCAUGAGUUGUUUGGGCUGGUGCUGAGGGAUGCGGAGCAUUGCUUUGAUUUUAGGACGACGGGUGUUACGGUCGCAGAUGGACCGGUCAGCCAACGCUUGUUCAGGAGUGCACUGACGAGCUGGUUGCCGUGUUACAAGCCGAAGAAGGGGCACUCGAAGCCGUGGAAGGGGUAGAGAUUGGACGUGGGGAUGGCGGUUGUUAGUGGGAGUGGAGGCUGAGAGCUAGACUACCCAACACGCUCCGACACGCGUAUGAUCUCAAGACGUCCUUGAGUAGCUGUAUAGACGUAUCCAUUAAUCAUGUCAUCUGAGAAUUCUUAAAGUGCGAUCUUCGGUGAUUGCAGAAUCUUGACCAAAAGUGAUAUCCUGCGAAACCUUUGAAGGAGUGAUGCAAUGGAGUUUCAUAGUUUUGGUACGGCUCUUGAAUGUCUUCCUAAAUCUUGCUCCUUCUUCUCCCUCUCCCUGUCGUUUAGCCGAGCCUCCCACUCCCACACCUCCCC